AUGGUUAAAGCCAGAAAGGAGGGAAAAGUCAGCAGAAAGCUGAAACAAAAACCGGAUUAUGGACCGGUUAAAAAUCGUCAUACGUUCCGUGGUUCGAACCAUUCUAUGAAUCCAGAUCGUAAGGCUGAUUCGGGAGACAAAAGUCAACGUUCGAAGGCUACCAUCAACCGUCUUCGUAUGUAUAAAAGUUUCAAACCGAUCAGAGACUCGAAAGGAAAAAUCGUGAAAGCCGCCCCAUUCCAGGAGAAGCUUUCAUCAGGAACUCAGGCCAGAAUCGAACCAAACAGAAAAUGGUUUGGUAACACAAGAAUUAUCGGACAAGAACAACUCCAGAAAUUCCAAGCGAAUCUUGGAAAGGUGUUGAGCGAUCCGUUUCAAGUUGUCAUGAAGCAAACGAAAUUGCCGAUUAGUCUACUUCAAGAGAAGGCUAAGACGCAACGAGUGCAUGUGACGGAAACUGAGAGCUUUGAGUACACUUUUGGAAAGAAGGCGUUGAGAAAGAAGGCCAAAUUGAACGACGCUUCUUUGGAGGAUAUGACGAAAAGUGCAGAAGACAGAGAAGUUAAAUACAAACCAGAAUUGGAUUUGAGCAGAGAAAAGGAGCUCGGAGACCGUCCGGAAAAUCAGAAUCCACUUUUCCGUGCCGGACAGAGUAACAGAGUAUGGGGAGAACUGUACAAAGUUAUCGACUCUUCGGAUGUUGUCGUUCAAGUCGUCGAUGCAAGAGAUCCUAUGGGAACUCGUUGUCGUCACGUUGAGGAGUUCUUGAGAAAGGAGAAGCCACACAAACAUCUUGUGACUGUUAUCAAUAAGGUCGAUUUGGUGCCAACUUGGGUUACGAGAAAAUGGAUCGGAGAGCUCUCGAAGGAAAUGCCAACCAUCGCAUUCCAUGCCUCCAUCAACAACUCUUUCGGAAAGGGAGCUGUAAUCAAUCUUCUCCGUCAAUUCGCAAAACUCCACCCAGACCGUCCACAAAUCAGUGUCGGUUUCAUCGGAUAUCCAAAUGUCGGAAAGUCGUCUCUCGUAAAUACUCUUCGUAAGAAGAAAGUAUGUAAAACUGCACCGAUUGCUGGAGAAACGAAAGUUUGGCAAUAUGUGAUGUUGAUGCGUAGAAUCUAUUUGAUCGAUUCUCCUGGAGUCGUAUAUCCACAAGGAGAUACUGAAACUCAAAUUAUUCUUAAAGGAGUCGUUCGUGUUGAGAACGUAAAAGAUCCAGAAAAUCACAUUCAAGGAGUCCUCGAUCGUUGUAAGCCAGAACAUCUCCGCCGUCAAUACGGUAUCCCAGAGUUCUCGGGUGUUGAUGAUUUCCUAACAAAGAUCGCAAUCAAACAAGGACGUCUUCUGAAAGGAGGAGAUCCAGAUAUUGUUGCUAUUGCUAAAGUAGUAUUGAAUGAGUUCCAACGAGGAAAGCUUCCAUAUUUCGUACCACCACCUGGAUGUGAGGAGAGAGCGAAGAAGGACUUCGAACAAGCUCCAAUCAAUCAGAUGUGUGCUGACGAUGAUGAACAACUUCCACCAGAUGCACAACUUGAAUUAGAUGAUGUUGCUAGAAAUGGGGGUCCAGACGAGGAUAAAGAUGACGAAGAAAUUGACGAUGAGGAGCAGGAGGAAUUGACAGAGAUCGGAUCCACGUGUUCUGGUCUCACUGAUCUUUCUGGAAUCAGUGAUUUGGCAGAAGAUUUAUCAGAUAGUGAAGAGGUUGUUGUCGAGGAGCAAACUUCCAGCGAUGCUGCAGACAAGAAGAAGAAGAAGGAUGAUAUCGCCAGUGUGAGAACUCGUGGAAAGAGAGGAGGAAAGAAGGCGAAUAAGGCUAAAAUUGCUGGAAAGACCAUUGUUCAAGCUGCGUCGGAGAAGAAGGAUAAGAGCGUUGUUGAUUUUGCCAAACCAGGAGCUCAAAAGUCGAAUAUGUGGAGAAAGAAAUUGGAGAAGAGACGAAAGGUCAAGCAUCAGAAGUAA
Messenger RNA from Caenorhabditis remanei, 1956 nucleotides. RefSeq lists its product as uncharacterized. The transcript has 9 exons. Gene Ontology annotation, molecular function: GTP binding. The record is from RefSeq and is a predicted model, not a curated record. Bases 1 to 1956 code for a protein of 651 amino acids. NCBI's taxonomy places the organism in Eukaryota, Metazoa, Nematoda, Chromadorea, Rhabditida, Rhabditidae. Gene Ontology annotation, cellular component: nucleolus.